Equus caballus (horse) is the source of this 830-nucleotide messenger RNA. It is a transcript of the gene RAMAC, whose product is annotated as RNA guanine-7 methyltransferase activating subunit. NCBI's taxonomy places the organism in Eukaryota, Metazoa, Chordata, Mammalia, Perissodactyla, Equidae. Gene Ontology annotation, cellular component: mRNA capping enzyme complex. The record is from RefSeq and is a predicted model, not a curated record. Gene Ontology annotation, molecular function: RNA binding. Gene Ontology annotation, biological process: RNA 5'-cap (guanine-N7)-methylation.
CGGCCGGAAGCGGAAGUCAGGUGGCCGUCGGCUCCUGGCGGAAGUGAGUCGGUUACCGGGAGCGCCGGAGUGGAGCGCGGGGUGUAGGGCCGCCUGGUGGGCCGCAGAUCGAAACAGCCUGAACGUUAAACGGUGCAGCUGCCUCAAAUCCCUGAGAAUUUCAGAAUGACUGACACUUCUGAAGCUGUUCCAAGUUUUGAAGAGAUGUUUGCCAGUAGAUUCACAGAAGAUGACAAAGAGUACCAGGAGUACCUGAAACGCCCUCCUGAGUCCCCUCCAAUUGUUGAGGAAUGGAACAGCAGAGCUGGUGGGAGCCACAGGAAUCGAGGCAACCGGUUGCAAGAUAACAGACAGUUUAGAGGUAGGGAUGGCAGACGGGGGUGGCCAAGUGACAAUCGAUCCAAUCAGUGGCAUGGACGAUCCUGGGGUAACAAUUACCCACAGCACAGACAAGAACCGUAUUACCCCCACCAGUAUGGACACUGUGGUUAUAACCAGCGGCCUCCGUACGGCUACUACUAAUAGGAGUGUCAGCAGCUUGCAGUACAGCCACUUACUAUGUUAACGUGACGCCGGUGCGCGCGCGUGUUCUGUUGGCCAUAGUUUUACAGCUUCAUUUCAGAGAGUGGAUUAUUAAUUUUUUGGAACUUGAGACUUUAAAAAAAAAUUAGAUCUUACUAGAGAGAUGUGAUAGUUGCCCAGAAUAAAUACUCCCCUAAAAAGGUUGUGGCUUAUAUCACUUGACCUCUACCUCAGAUUAUUUGUUUCAUGACUUGUUUGACCUCCAGGAGUUCUGUUUUACACAGAAAUAAAAACUUUAAAAUAGAAAA